AUGUGCAGAACGAAAAUGGCCGUCGACGCCGCCGCUCCCACCUCCCGCACUCGCUCUUCCUCCUCCACCUCCCGAUCUCGCCCCGCUCAGUCUCCCCGUACUCCGCAAACCCCCCGGCAGCGACUGACAUUCACCGCCGGCGUCGGCACCGGCCCCACCUCCUCCUCCUCCUCCUCGUCUUACUACUACUCAGAUCCUUCCUUCUCCUCCGGCGCCAAUUACACAGGAGGCACCUCCUCCUCCUCCCUCUCCAGCCGGACCUCCCUCUCCAGCCUCCGCGACUCCCUCUCCCAAAACCCUCACAUCUACGACAUCUCCGAGAUCCGACGCGCCACCAACAGCUUCCUCGCCAAGCCCUACUCCCCUUCUUCCUCCUGCUGGCGGUGCACGCUCCGCGGCAGCGACACCAUCGUCUUCCAGCGCAAGUUCCGCCGAAAGAUCGAGAUCGACCAGCUGAAGGAGCUCCUCUCCGUCAUCUGCCGCAGCAACCACACCAGCGUCGUCAGGCUGCUCGGCGCGUCCACCUCCGGGGACCACAUUUACCUCGUCUACGAGUUCGUCAAGGGGGCGAACCUCGCCGAUUGCCUGAGGAACUCGAGGAAUCCCGAAUUCACGGUGCUCUCCACCUGGAUUUCCAGAAUCCGGAUCGCGACCGACCUCGCACACGCGCUCGAUUACGUCCACAACAAGACGGGGCUGAACAUGACUCUCGUCCACAAUCACUUCACCAGCAGCAGCGUCAUCGUCACGGAUCCUUCCCUCAACGCGAAGAUCUGCCACUUCGGGGCCGCGCAGCUCUGCGGUGAAGGCGGCGACGGCGGGGGAGGGAGGAAACCUAGUUCGAAAAUCACGACUCUGCGAGAGAAGGGGGAAACCGCUGGAGCGAGCGAACGGGCCGAAUUGGCGAGAUCCGACAGCGGAGAGAUGCAAUUCCAAGGCGUGCGGGGCUACAUGUCGCCGGAAUUCCAAGCCACGGGGGUCGCGACGCAGAAAUCGGACGUGUACGCUUUCGGCGUGGUGAUUCUGGAGCUCUUGUCCGGGGAGGAGCCGAUGAAGUACAGGUACGACAAGGCGAAAGGCAGUUACAUACGGACGACGCUGAUCGAGACGGCGACCGGCGAUGACGGCGGAGGAGGAGGAGGGGGAAGGGAGGGGAGGGUGAGGAAGUGGAUGGAUGGGAGGCUGAGGGAUUCUUUCCCGGUGGAGGUGGCGGAGAGGCUAGUACGGAUAGCGCUGGAGUGCGUACACGUGGAAGCAGAUAAGCGGCCGGAUAUGGGACGCGUGGCGGGGAAGAUAUCCAGAUUGUAUAUUGACUCGGUGAAAUGGAGCGAGAGUAUGAACAUGCCUACUGACCAAAUUUCUGUUUCAUUGGCACCCCGGUGA
This is a messenger RNA of Linum tenue, 1383 nucleotides long. The record is from the annotation of a GenBank genome assembly. NCBI's taxonomy places the organism in Eukaryota, Viridiplantae, Streptophyta, Magnoliopsida, Malpighiales, Linaceae.